AUGUUCUCCAGAACAAUCCCCGCAGCAGCUCGACUCUUCAGUACUACCGGAAAACCCCCGGCAGGAAUACCAGUCAUCGUCUGCGGAAGAACGAGUCAGAUCGGAGACGUUGUCAGGGAAGAAUUGCAGCCUGAAUAUGAAGUAACGCAUCUCUUCCUCUCGCCUGCUACGGCGAAGAGUGAAAUUCCUGCAUUACUUCGUCAGACGGGUUCGACUACAUCUACAGAAACAGACAAAUCCCCUGCAGCGAUCAUCAUGGGUGGCGGAUAUACCCAGACUGAUUUACAGGAGAUCCGUGCUGCAAGUCAGGGACCGGAUACCAAACCAGUGGCCUGGCUCAAGGUUGAUCCGGCCAAAACGCCGUCGUCAAUUCCGGUGGGACCGGAGUAUGGCCGGGCCGUGGCGAAGCGGACAAAGGAUCGGUUGGAUGAAUUGGUGCGGAAUGGGGGCAUUGAUCGAGAUGAGGUGCAUUUUAUCUAG
This is a messenger RNA of Aspergillus oryzae RIB40, 480 nucleotides long. RefSeq lists its product as uncharacterized. NCBI's taxonomy places the organism in Eukaryota, Fungi, Ascomycota, Eurotiomycetes, Eurotiales, Aspergillaceae. The record is from RefSeq and is a predicted model, not a curated record. The transcript is spliced from 2 exons. The coding region runs from base 1 to 480 and encodes 159 amino acids.